AUGACAAAAGUGCUAUAUCUGUCCUUUUUACUUCGAACUGUACUAACAGACUAUAUAUUUUUGUUGAAAUCUUCAUAGCCAUUCAUUCAAACAGAAUUUUCAAUUUUAGGAGAAAAAUAUCAAGAUGAAUCAAUAUACAGACAAGGCGCUUGGUUUCAAUACCUACCCUUAACUUCCACCAUUUACUCUUAAUCUAUUGGGAUGAUAGACAGCAAUUGUUAUCAUUUAUUUAGUUCUGUAGAAAAACAAUCGUAAAGCUUGAACUCGUUAUAUUACGAUUGCUUAGAUCUUGAGUAAAUGACAAUAACGAAAUAUAUCAAAUUUAUUGGUAACGAUGCUUAACAAUAUAGUUUUGAAAUAAAUAUCAAUGUUCUCGAAUAUGAAAACCAAUGGUAUUAUUUUGAAUUUAUAUUAUUUCUUUUCAGCAACAGAUCUUAACUCAUAAUUAUUAAGAAUGAAGAAGUCUUGAAAAAUGAUAUUGUAAAUGUUUUACCAUUUAAAGAUGAAAGAAUAAUUUAAUAAAUUGGAGGUGAUUUAGUGGUUGUAAAUUCAAAAAUAGUCAAUAUUGGUAUUGGAGAUAAAUUUGCUAUAUUUCCAGGUAAAAUUGUGCCAAUUUCUUACAAUGAUACCAUUAUGGAUUUUGUCUCAUGUGCAAUUGAAUUAAUUAAGUUUGAUAAAGCUUGUAUAUGCUAAAACAAUCCAACGAGUAAUUUACAAAACCAAGAUUAUGUUUAUCUAAAUACUUCAAUAUAUACAUCCAAAUUAAAGAAUUGCAAUUAUUUUACAUUUACAGGAUGGUUUAAGAUUAAUGAAAUAAUUCAAAAUGACAAAGAAAUGACAUUUUAAUUUAUUAAAUUAACUUCAAACAUGUAAAAUCGUUAAUUUUAAAACUAAAAUAUAUCUCCUUUAUAAUUAUAUUAUAAGCUUACAUAAGAUGAAAAUAAAAUAAUAAUCACAACUUAUAGUUACACGUACCCAUCAGUUACUUUAGACUUUACAAACGAUCCUUUUCUAAUAAGGAAAGAAUUUUAGAUUUUGAAUAAUAUCCAAUUAUGGCAUCUAUUAUACUUAACACUAGAUGAAAGUAAGUUGGAUUUCAAUAUUAAAUUUUUUGAGAAUAGGGAAAUUUAUGAGUACAAGACAUAAAUUAUAGUUAAGCAUUUUCAUUAAAUCUAUUUUAAGCUCUUUUUAGGUAAUUUGUAAAAAUCCACCACAAAUUAUCUAAAUAUUAUGAGUAGGAAUCUCCAUUUUUUUAAUUGUGAUCAAAACUUUUAAUAGCAAAAUUGUCAUAAAAGUUGUGAUGAAUGUGAUGGUCCUACUAAUCAAAAUUGUUUAUCUUGUUCGAUAGAAUCAUAAAGAAUCUACUUUCGAGAAUAUCAAUAAUGUUUAUGUCCUUUUAAUACUAUUGACUACAAUGAUGAAUGUUUAAGCUAUGCUUACUUUGGCUUUUAGUUAAAUUCAAAUGCAGAAUAAGAUGACGGAUGUAAGUAUGGACAAUUUGAACUUAAUGGCAUAUGCUAUUAAUGGUAAUUUUAUUAAUUAUAAUCCAAGCCCAGGGUAAUAAAAUUCAUAAACUAUAGCCUGUUUAGAAUGUGUUUUGAAUCCAAAAGAUUGGAUUAGCAAUCCUUAUUGCGAUAUAUUUUUAUACUUAGAUCAAAAUGGAAGGACAUCUUAGUUCUAAAAAGAAAGUUUUCAGUCUAUACAUAGGCAUUAUUUCACAUUUAAUGGUAUAGAUCUUGAAUUAUGUCGGAAAUGUUAAGAAUCAAGCCUUACAAAUUAGGAGAAUAUAUACUAAGAUUUAGCUAUUAAAUAGGAAUCGUUUAAAUCAUUUUGUUUUUCAGAAAGUUAUGUGUAAUAAUGUUACGACUGCAGCAUUGAAAAGUGUAAUUUGUGCGCUCUUUUAAUCACAGGUUAGAUUUGUCUUCAAUGCUCAUCAUACUCUAUAUUGGUAGAUGGUUAUUGUACCGGGAUUUAUGUAGGUGACUUUUAAGUAAAUGAUUGUUUAUCACCUUAUUAUAUAUCAUCAUCUAAAGAAUGUAAAAAGUGCCUUAUUGACAAUUGUAUUUAUUGUUUUGAAUUCGUCGUAGAUAACUUGAAACUAGCAACACUUUAUUUUGACUUCAAAGAAUUCAAUGGGGAUGAUAAUUUUUAAGUGGGAUGUGCUAUGUGUAAUGAUGGAUAUGUUUUUGAUUUUAGAAUCGGAUUGUGUCUAAAAUAAACUCCUAAAAUAGAUACUUGUCUUAGAAGUUACAUUAAUUUAGAGGGAAUAGAACUAUGUACAUUAUCUUCAAAGUAGGAUUUCUCAGUUGCAAGAGAAAUAAUCGAUUGCGAAUAAUUCAUUUCCAAUUGCUUGUAAUGUUUUCUUACUGUUCAGUCAAUCUUAAGAUGUAUUCUAUGCAAAGAAGGUUACACUACUUCAACGUCUGAAGUCAAUGGUUAAUGCAAUCUAAGCUUAAGGCCCUAUUAAUUAAUAAGCAUAGAAGGAAAUGUUUAUUCAAUGGAUGCAUGGGUGUAAAGAAUUUAGAGUUUUAUGGGAUCCUUUUUGCCAAAUUCAUAUUAUUAUCCAAUAUCUGAAUGGAGUUUUUAAAGUGAUGAAAUUGCAAUCUCUUGCAAGGAAAGAUAUUAGUUGAUUUUAUUUAAAUAUUGUCUUUAAUAUUGUAAUUCAAGCUGUUAAGAUUGCAAAGUGAAUUCUGCAGAAAAUGGAUACUUUUGUAAUAAAUGUCCAUUAGAUUAUUUUAAGCAGAAUUAAAGAGUAUAAGUAAAUGGAAUUUGUUAGUCAUGCUCACUUCUUUGUACUUACUGUUAAUCUAGAGAUAAUAAUGAAAUUAAUGUAAUUUAUUUAUAAAUCGUAUUUAGCAAAUUUCUACUUAUUUUAUUUCAAGUUAAGAUACUGAAUUAUUUUCAAAAAAGUGCUAUUUCCCUACUUAAGAUCCAAAUAUUAUCCUUUUACCUAAAUAAUUAAUUCCUAUAUUUUGUUUAGAUAAAUACUGCCAGAAUACUUUAAUUUACGAUUAUUACAGUGAAGAUUGUGUUCAUGAUUAAAUCAUAACAUCUAAUUUACUCAAUUAAGCAACUAUAAAAUACUUAAAUUAUGUUGGAGUCCUUAAAAUUAUUAUACAAAUUGAAAUUUCAACAACCAUUUAAAUAUGUGAGAAUGGAAUUUGGAUUGAUAGCAGAUUAUUAAAAUAAAAUGUAUUUUCUUUCUAAGAAACUGAUUUAAUUAUUAAUGGUAAUAACAUAGUCUAUGGGAAUGUUAUUAAUUAUGAAAUCAAAAAUUUUGAUUCAAUUGUUUUGUCUAAUUUAACUAUUAUUUUAUAAAACUAUUCAUUCAACUUUGGCAAUACUAAGGUGAAACUUACAAUGAAGAAUAUUAUAUUUAUUGGAAAAGAGAUGGAUUAAAAUGCGCCACUUUUAUAUUCAAAAUACUUAAGUAGCAUUGAAUUAGUAAACAUCACCAUUAGAAAUGUAACUUUUUCUGAAGCUUCAUUCAUCCAAUUAGAUACCUUAUAAUUUUCAGGUUAUAUGCGUAUUGAAUAGCUCCUAAUCUAAGAUUCGUACUUUUUCAAUUCUAAUUUCAUUUUGAUUCUGAACAGUUAAUUGUCUAUGUAAAUUAAAAAAUUAGUAAUUGAAAAUUGCACACUAAUGAAUUCAUCUAUCAUUAAUAUAAGGUAAAAUCUAUUCUUUAACAAUCUUAAUCACUUAUCUACAUUCAUCAUGAAAAAUUGUAAUCUACAAUAAUCAAAUUUUUAUAUGUGA
Molecule: messenger RNA, 3756 nt
Organism: Paramecium octaurelia
Lineage: Eukaryota; Ciliophora; Oligohymenophorea; Peniculida; Parameciidae
Source: the annotation of a GenBank genome assembly